AUGUCAUCUCAUACUGGGGUUGUUGUACCAUUAAGUUCAGGAUCUGAAACAAGGUCACGAAGGAAAAGUUAUAAUCCAAUUGCAAAACUUGGAGGAGGAUCACCAUCAAUUUCUUCAUCUGAAAUUGAUUCAAUUAAACGGCCACCAUCACAGUCUUUUAUUAUAUAUGGGUCUCAACAUAGAGAACAAUCACCAAGUGAUUUUACAUCAUUACUUUCACCAUGCCAAAAUGACCAACAUAAAUACAAAAAGAGAAAGGGUUUAUUUCAUAUUGGUUUAAAUAAACUUGACUUAAAAGAUAGAACCUUUAAUGAACUACCAUGUGUUGUACAUGAAAUACUUCUAUUUUUAUAUCAUUCGUUAUUAUUUGAAAAUGAAUAUUUUGAAGAUAAACCAAUAAGUUAUUUUAAACUUCGAUUUGAAACGUCGCGUACUGUAGUAAAAGAAAAUAGUCAAUUAAUGAUAAGUCAAAUAGAUAAAAUGAGUAUUGAAGAGUUACUAAAAAAGGGAUUUACUAUGAAUGAUAGUUAUUUACUAAAACAGAAAGCACAAAGUGAAGAACGAUGUCAUUUCUUUUAUAAUAUGAAUUUAAAUAAUGGAAUUACUAAUGAAGAAUAUGUUACAUUAAACCAUUUAGUAAGACGUUAUAACAAUGAAACAAAACCUAAUUUAUAUAAAGAAGUUGAUGUAAAAAUGGGGUUUUUGUUAUUAAAGAAUUACUUAUUAAAUUUACCAGUACCAUUACUUAGUAGUAAUUUAUUAAAUAAGUUAGAUAUGGUAUUAAUGAUGAAAGAAAAAAUAAAUAAAGAUAAAAUGGCACAAUUAUUUAUUGAAGAAAUUAAAACAUCAAUUUUAGAACAUUUAAAUGGAGAAAAUGAAUGUAGAUUUGAAAUAAUAAAAGAAAUUAUUUUAUUUAUUAAAUUUGUUUGUCAAAAACACAAUAUAAUUAAAGAAGAAAAAGAAUCAAUGUAUCUUUGUUAUUUUAAUGCAAUGUUACAAAAUAAUUUCUUUAGAAAAGAAUAUAUUGAAAUAAUAGAACGAGUAUUUUAUAAUGAAAUUUAUUCAAAGGAA
Molecule: messenger RNA, 1071 nt
Organism: Entamoeba dispar SAW760
Lineage: Eukaryota; Evosea; Mastigamoebida; Endamoebidae
Exons: 4
Source: RefSeq, a predicted model, not a curated record